AUGGCGGUGAAAACAGAGUCCAUGGCUCAAGCUUCAUCACUCAGGUACGACAAACAGGUGUUCUCGAGAUUUGAUCCAAAGAUUCCGAACGUGAUUAAAUGCUAUGGAGACAAGGAGACGAUCGGGUGUGAAGGUGAAAAGAUUUAUAACCUGUUUCUGGAGUUCUGCAGUGGAGGUAGUCAUUACGAUUAUAUCAAUAAGUCUUACUCUUCUUCUAACGGAUUGCUUGAGCAAGAAGCAAUGAAAUACACAAGAGACAUCGUCAAGGGGUUGUUUUACAUUCACGGGAAUGGGAUAGUUCACUGUGAUAUAAAACCUGGAAAUUACAUGCUGCUUGUUCCCGGAAGUGGUGGAGGAUUCACUGCAAAACUGGUGGACUUCGGGUUGGCGAAGAACAUGGACGACGAGGACAUGGAGGAAGAUUCUUACCGAGGAACGUCCUGGGAAUAUGAGACGAACGAGGAGAUUCUCCUGCAUAUUGGGUACACUAAAGAAGUUCUGAUUCUUCCGAGAAAUAUAUCGGAGAAUGCAAGGGAUUUCCUGUACAAGUGCUUCUUCAGAGAUUUUAUGCGGAGAUGGACGGCUGAAGAGUUGCUGGAGCAUCCUUUUCUUGCUUCUGUUGAUUCAUGA
Pistacia vera is the source of this 630-nucleotide messenger RNA. RefSeq names its product mitogen-activated protein kinase kinase kinase 17-like. Gene Ontology annotation, molecular function: protein kinase activity; ATP binding. Gene Ontology annotation, biological process: protein phosphorylation. NCBI's taxonomy places the organism in Eukaryota, Viridiplantae, Streptophyta, Magnoliopsida, Sapindales, Anacardiaceae. The record is from RefSeq and is a predicted model, not a curated record. The transcript is spliced from 2 exons. Bases 1 to 630 code for a protein of 209 amino acids.